Molecule: messenger RNA, 459 nt
Organism: Aspergillus nomiae NRRL 13137
Lineage: Eukaryota; Fungi; Ascomycota; Eurotiomycetes; Eurotiales; Aspergillaceae
Exons: 2
Coding region: 1-459 (152 amino acids)
Source: RefSeq, a predicted model, not a curated record
AUGCUAUUCUUCUCCCCAGACCCAAGCGCAAACCUCUCCCUAAUCCCACACUUAGAAUCUUCAGCCCUAACCCUCCUCUCCUGCAUCUACUUCCCGGACCCCUCCUACGCCCCUACCAUCCUCCCGCCCACUACAGAAGCAAAACAAGACUUCUGGACCUCGUGGAUAUUCCAAGAAUCCGCGCGCAGGACUGUCCUUUUCGCGUUCUAUCUGAUCCAGCUCCAUCGGCUGGUCCAGGGGGAGAGGAAUCUCGUCUGUGAUGGCUCGCUGGGGCUGGUGCAUAGCUGGUACCUGUCGGCGUAUUUGUGGGAGGCGCAGGAUGCGGGGGAGUUUGGGGAAGCAUGGAUGGAGAAGGAUCACUUUGUGGUUGGGCAGUUGAAUUUCGGGAGGGUGCUUACUGAGGCUAGGGCUGGCGAUGUGGAUGUGUUUGGGAGGAUGCUUCUGGGGGCUAUCUUGUAG